AUGUUGCCCACCUUCGUCGCAUGGUCCGGGUUCCCCACCGAAACGGGGUACAACUUCAUCGCCAUCAUGAACAGCGCGUCGUUCCUCGGCCGGGUGCUGCCUGGGUUGGUGGGCGACCGGCUGGGCCACUUCAACGUGCUGCUCUCGAUGUUGGCGGUCACUUUAAUAUCCACCGCCGUCACCCUCGUGCCGUUUGGGACUUCUCACAUUGCGGCACUCUACGUUUUUUUCCGUGGCUUGGGGACUGGGUUCUGGUUCUUUCUUGUCCCUUACGCCGGUCUUUGCCCUCUUGAUAACGGUACGUCCAUGUCGGUACCCAUCGGCGGUCAAAUGCUGGAGACCCUGGGUGCCACGGCUCUGUGCUAA
Molecule: messenger RNA, 366 nt
Organism: Sodiomyces alkalinus F11
Lineage: Eukaryota; Fungi; Ascomycota; Sordariomycetes; Glomerellales; Plectosphaerellaceae
Exons: 3
Coding region: 1-366 (121 amino acids)
Source: RefSeq, a predicted model, not a curated record